This is a messenger RNA of Prorocentrum cordatum, 1612 nucleotides long. NCBI's taxonomy places the organism in Eukaryota, Dinophyceae, Prorocentrales, Prorocentraceae. The record is from the annotation of a GenBank genome assembly.
GGCUCGAGCCGGGCCGGGCAGGCCGGGCCCGAUGCCCUAGCCCCCUGCACUGCCGCGGUGCCCUUGCUGCAUGGUGGACGGCGAUUCCGCAUGGACAGCACAGAGGGUUUUCCCGUCUUCGUAGGCGACCUGCCCCAGGACAUCACCGAGGAGGAGCUGCGCACCGUCUUCAAGACUUACGGCGAGGUCAAGCGCAUCAAGGUCUUGACCGACGCGGACAGGAGGCCGGUGGGGAACGCCGUCGUCUUCUACGGUUCCAAGAAGGGGGCCGAGGACGCCAUCACCGUGCUUCACAAGGCUUAUAAGAUCCGCGAGGGCGCCACGAAGCCGAUACGGGUGAGCUGGGCGGUGCGCGGCAAGGCCAACAAUCAGCCGGACAGCCAGCGCACCGAGCGCGCCCCCAGCCCGGAGGCGCCCCGCGACCGCGCCCCGGCCCGGCGCUCCCCGCCCCGCACCGCGCGCCUGGAGCGCCGCCCAGAGCCGCCGCCGCGGAGCCGCAGCCGCGGCGGCCGCGCGGACAGCCGCGCGCGCGCGCGCGAGGGCCGGCCCCGGCAGGCGCUCGCUGCGGCCGCCGCAGGCCCGGCGAGGCCGUCCACCUCCCACGGCCAGACGACGACAGGGGAAGGGGCGGCAAAGACAAGGGCGGCAAGGGCUGGCGCCGUGGCGACGACGAGUGGGAGGACGACUGGCACCAGACAGGCUGGCGGGGCGGCUGGGGCAGCGGCGGCUGGGGCAAGGGCAAGGGCAAGGGCAAGGGCAAGCGCGAGGCCGACGACGAAGACGAGGGCCCGCCGCGCUGGGGCAAGGGCAACAAAGGUAGAGGCAAGGGCCGAUGGCAGGGCGGCAACGGUGCCGCGGAGACGGGCGGCGGGAACACGAGGCUUCACGUGGAGAGGCUUCCCAGGGACAUCAGCGAGGGUGCCCUCAAGAAGGGCUUCGGAGCGUUCGGGGAGGUGCUGGGCGUGAAGGUACUGCCCUCGCGCGGAGGCCCUGCCGCAACCUUCUCCUUACCAUCACCUCGGGGUCGCCACGGGUGACGAACACGUCCGUUUGAGAAAACAGCGACAUGACCAUCGUUUCUCAGACGGAGCAUCCGGCGCCGCCCCUGGCGCGUUCCGCGCGCCAGGGAGGGGUGGUCCGGCCCCGAUCCAGGACAUCCGCGCGGGCCUCCGAGAAAUCGUGCUCGUGCCUGUUUUCCUCCGCUCGAAGCCCUGGCUGCCCAGACACCGAGGCGCGGUCCCAGGGAUGCGCGACCCCACGGGUGCCGCCCGCGCCCGGCCUCUGCGCAGGUCGACCGUGCAUCCGUGGUGUCGCGGCCGGGGGGUCCAGGCAGGGGCCGUGGACGUGGGUCUUCGUCCGUCCUUCGCGGGGGGCGCCGGCCCGGUCCCUCCGCGUCCCGCGCAUCCUCGUGAUUCGUUCUCUUCUUCUCCCCACCCCGAGGGGGGGGGCCUCCUUCCGAGGCGGGAACUUCUGCAUGACCGCCGCCUGGGGGCUCAGUGUUCGGGGCCUCGGCAGGCGGGGCACAGGGAGACAUGCGGGCCCCCGGGGGCCGAGAUGUAUCCACGUCCACCGCCCGCUGGGGCACCAGGACGUCGGUUUCCAGGCGGUGGAC